CCAAAACCCGAGUGUGAUUAUUUUCAUAGUUUCAUUAUAGAGUAGAGUAGUUGUCUGUGAUGGAGUGAUAUGUUGUACGGUAUUUAACGCGUUGCAUCUUUAUUAUUUAUUUUUCCUGUGCUUUGUGUGUGGAUUAAUAAAAACCUUGUCCAAUCACACAAUAUUAUUAAUAUUUAUUUAAACAAUAUAAUUUUAUAAUUAUUUAUAAUUUCGCCACUAACAGACGUAUUUUAUUAUUAAAUAAAAUUCCCUCGUGUUAAUAACAAGUAAACAAGUAUAAUAUAACCUAACGACGCGAACAAAAGGAAUCAUCAGUAACCAUGUUUUCGGAUGUUUGAUAUUUAAAUAUUAUAUAUUUUUUAUCUCAUUGGGAGAUCAGUGGACCAUCAAACGAAAUAAAGACAACAAAAAAUAACCAUGUGGUCGUCGCAGGGAAAUGUUAAUAGCUCGUAUAAUAAUUCAGCAACAAGUACAGCAGCAACUACAGCCACAACGUCGCCAAAUUCACGAUCACUUGGUAUGACCUCGGCGAUAAGUGUCGCUGAACCAAAGCCUAGUGACUUAGCACGGACUAAUGAGUUGAGAGAAGCACUUAAACCUUACAAUGUAUUUGAAUCUGAGGAGGAAUUAAAUCAUCGAAUGGAAAUUCUUAGUAAAUUAAACGCACUAGUGAAACAGUGGAUCAAGGAAACGAGUGUUGCGAGAAACAUGCCCUCAAAUAUUGCUGAGAAUGUUGGCGGUAAAAUAUAUACAUUUGGGUCUUACAGACUGGGAGUCCAUCAUAAAGGUGCUGAUAUUGAUGCACUGUGUGUUGUACCUCGUCAUAUAUAUAGAUCAGAUUAUUUCACAUCAUUUUUUGAUUUACUUAAGCAACAAAAAGAAGUCACUGAUUUAAGAGCCGUCGAGGAAGCUUUUGUACCGGUUAUUAAAAUGAAUUUUGAUGGUAUUGAAAUUGAUAUGUUGUUUGCUAAGUUAGCGCUCAAGGAAAUACCUGACACGAUGGAUUUAAGAGACGAUAUGUUACUGAAAAAUUUAGAUCAGAAAUGUGUGAGAAGUCUUAACGGUUGUCGAGUUACAGAUGAAAUUCUACGGCUAGUUCCUAAUAUAGAAAACUUUAGAUUAGCGCUUCGCGCUAUUAAAUUAUGGGCGAAACGACAUGGAAUUUACAGUAAUGUGCUAGGAUAUCUUGGUGGAGUAUCUUGGGCGAUGCUGGUUGCAAGAACGUGUCAAUUAUACCCCAACGCAGUAGCAGCAACACUUAUCGAAAAGUUUUUCCUGGUAUUUUCCCGAUGGAAGUGGCCACAGCCAGUAUUGCUAAAGCAACCUGACAAUGUCAAUUUGGGUUUCCCAGUAUGGGAUCCAAGGGUCAAUGUAGCAGAUCGGUAUCACUUGAUGCCCAUCAUAACUCCCGCGUAUCCUCAGCAAAACUCGACAUUCAAUGUCUCCGCGUCGACAAGAACGAUAAUGCAAGAAGCGUUUGAAUCCGGCCUCUCAGCGACUGAGGAAAUAAUAAUGGGCAAAGCAUCGUGGGAUAAAUUAUUUGAACCACCAAAUUUCUUUUGCAAAUACAAACACUACAUUGUUCUGCUGGCAAGAAGUGCCAGCGCAGAAGAUCAGCUCGAGUGGUGCGGACUCGUUGAAUCUAAAAUACGUCACUUAAUAGGUACAUUAGAGAGGAAUCAACACAUUACGCUGGCACACGUCAACCCAGAAGGAUUUCCGCCUUUGAGUACUGAAGAAAGUCGUUUUUGUUCAAUGUGGUUUAUUGGAUUACUCUUCGCAAAGUGUGAAAAUUUAAACGUCGAUCUCACAUACGACAUCAAAUCAUUUGUUGACUCAAUUGAGAAGCAAGCCGAGCAGCUGAGUAUGCUGAAAGCAGGUAUGUGGAUAGAAGCUAAACACGUCAAGCGGAAGGAUUUGCACAAUUAUGUUACGCCAAAACUAUUGAAACGUGAAAGAAAGGCAUUGUCGCAGAUAUCCGGUGCUAGGAAUGGUAACGUAAGUGGAAAUCUCGGCACAACAUCACCAAGAAAUCAAGAGAUUGCUAAGAAACGCCGCUCGGAUCCUAACGCCGACUUGGAUGGGAAAAAACGACGCGUUGUUGAGGGCGAGCAACCAAUGUCUCAAGGCGAUGAUAGCAGCUCACUCGUAGUAGACGGUUGUGAUGACAGUAAUUCUGGGUUCAGUUUGGACGAAUACAAACAGAAUUUAACAACUGGAAAGGAUGAAACAUCAAACUCGGGGACAACAACGUCGACAUCUUCAGCAGCAACUGCGGCUGCAACAAAGCCACCAGUUGUCCAAGAAGUGUGCACUUGACCACAAUGUGACUCCCGCAUUCCCACAGACCGUCGUCAAUCUACGGAUUCUCGUCCAGGUUAUUUAGACUAUAAACCAUCACUUUCAAGCCACUGUCCACUGCCCACUUUAUAAACUCCCGAAAAAGAAAAAAAAGAAAGAAAAAAUUAAGAAAAAUAAUUUGGUAACACGGUUUAAAAAUAGAGUAAAGUCUUUUUUUAAACGUACGUUAAUUAGAUUGCCGAUUGUUCAUCGACCGAAUCACAUUUUAUCAACCUGGUAAGUUGUAAUGUAACAAGUCGAUGCAACAGUCGAUUAUAUAAUCGAGACACUGACACUGGAGACAUCCAUCGAGAUUAAUGUGUCCAAUUAAUAUUUGAAUCUAUAUAUAAAUAUAUAUAUAUAUAUUUUUUUUUCUUUUUAUUUUAUUUAAAAAUCAGUGAAAUAACGAAAUUUUUUUUUUCUUUUUUUACUCUUUAAUAUUAAUUAUAAUUAAUUACAAUACUUUAAUAUACUUCCAAAUAUCUUAAGUAUGGAAGUACGUAUAUUUUAUUUAUGUUAACAGAGACGUAAUUUACCACAGCAAAUCGUGAAGUUGAAGACUAAAAAAUUAAAAAAAAGUAUAUCAACUAUAAAUAUUUGAAUUAUUUAUAAUUAUUUUUUUUAUAAUUCUUUUGUAGUCAUUUCCAAAGUAAUGAUUAAACUCCUGUAGAUAAUUAUACUUUUAAAAGUAACAUUGUUCAUCUCACAUUAAAUUUUUUUAAAAAAUCAACUCUCAAUCAUACUGUAAAAAAUAAUUAGCCUGACAAAGUAUUCGCUCGGACAUUACUCAUCUAUAAAUAAAUAAAUCAUUGUACGGACUAAGUAUCAAAGUAUAAAAUCAUGAAGAAUAAAUAUUUAAAUAUUUAAAAUUAACUACAUACUUAUGAUAUAAUGCACAUUAAAUUAGCGUUAACAUAAAUGUAUCAUCUUAUUAGAUUAGAUCACUAGUUAAAUAACUUCAUUUUGACGUAGACAAAUAAUAAUUAUUAUAAAUGUCUAGAUAAAUUGACAUGAUUGUAAUAAAUCUUUGGACAUGACUACGAAGAUACGUUUAGUCUAAGAAACUAAUUUAAAUUAUUACUUAUUGUUUCUUCAGCAUAAUAAAUACAACUGGAAAAAAAGGAUUUUAAUAUUCUUGGUUACGGUCAUAAUUCAAUGUACAUAUUUAAUAUUAUUAUUAUUAUUAUUAUUAUUAUUAUUAUUAUUAUUAUUAUUAUUAUUAAUGUACGAGAUUAAUUAUCUCGAGGAAUCGUAUAAACCUUCACGACAGUGGACGUUUUUGCGUCAAUAUGUAUAUUUAAUUUUUAGAUAAUUAUAUAAACUGAUCAAUUGAUGGCUGGGAAAGUUCGGCGGAUCUUAAUUAAAUAAACGUAAAAAAUUUUUAACUUAAAUAAACAAUUAAUGACUAUUAUAAUUACUAUUAUAUAAUCUUAGGAUAGAUAUUGGAUUUGAAAUAAAUGGUAGCAAUGAAGCUACGGAGCCGAACCUUCCAGCAUCACUGGCCAAUAUUUAUGGGAAUUAUGAUUCUGACGAUAAUAAUUAUGUGUCCAUUAGAUAAAGUAUUUCAGUGGACAAUGAGGAAUUUUUGUUGUCGAUCGUAAUGCCAAUUAAAAUGCUCGUUUUAUAUAUUAUUAUUAAAAAUUAAAUAAAUAUCCGGUUUAAGACUAGACUGUACUGGGCUUAUUACUGAUAAUAUAACACUGUAUACUUCAUGUAUCUUUCAUCAAUAAAGUGGAAAUAAAUUUUCUUUCACUACCACCAAU
Molecule: messenger RNA, 4103 nt
Organism: Microplitis demolitor
Lineage: Eukaryota; Metazoa; Arthropoda; Insecta; Hymenoptera; Braconidae
Gene: hrg
Product: poly(A) polymerase type 3
Exons: 11
Coding region: 418-2319 (633 amino acids)
Cellular component (GO): nucleus
Molecular function (GO): poly(A) RNA polymerase activity; RNA binding
Source: RefSeq, a predicted model, not a curated record